Messenger RNA from Anthonomus grandis grandis, 1620 nucleotides. It is a transcript of the gene frj, whose product is annotated as lysophospholipid acyltransferase 7. The transcript is spliced from 8 exons. Gene Ontology annotation, molecular function: lysophospholipid acyltransferase activity. Gene Ontology annotation, cellular component: mitochondria-associated endoplasmic reticulum membrane contact site; membrane. The record is from RefSeq and is a predicted model, not a curated record. Bases 92 to 1462 code for a protein of 456 amino acids. Gene Ontology annotation, biological process: lipid modification; phosphatidylinositol biosynthetic process. NCBI's taxonomy places the organism in Eukaryota, Metazoa, Arthropoda, Insecta, Coleoptera, Curculionidae.
UAAAUUUUUAGAUCAAUAAAUUUUCUAAAAAAGAUAAGUAAUGGAGAACAGAAUCCUACAUUGAUAUUUAUAUAUCAGCCAAGUUUAAAACAUGAAUUUCGAUGAUUUUGUAUACCUAGUUUUUCUCAUAUUUUCCAUAUUAUUUGGACAGUUUUAUCGACAAAUUGAAAAUGACGAUAAGAAAAAGAAGAUUGGAGCUCUUGUGGGAUUUCUCAUAAUAUUUGUUGUGUCUAAUCUUCAUAUUUUACACAUUUUAAUAACAAUUCUUGUAAAUGCAUUGAUUAUCCUAUACAUUGAUAAAAGAUUCUGCCACAUCAUCAGCUUCAUAUUUUCUUUUUCCUACCUAAUUUUUUUCCGAUUGACAGCAUAUUUUGAUAUCCCAUAUCCACCAAGUCAUACCAAUUUAAUUCAAAUGAUUCUCACCUUAAAGCUUGUUGGUUUGGCAUAUGAAGUCAAUACAGGAAUUAAAAAUGCUCGAACACAAGAGACUGAUAAAAGUUCCGAGGUUUUAAAGCUUGAUAUUAAAGAUAUAUUUUAUUAUAGUUUUAAUUAUAUUGGAGUGUUAACAGGGCCUUAUUUUAAAUACAAAACCUUCCUUGAACACCUGCAUCGACCCUUUUAUAAAUAUGACAAUCCGAAAAAAGCAGCGAUGGAAAAAGUGUUCCCAUGGAUACCUAUAUUUUCCAGUAUCUUUUUGUUGACAGAAUAUUGCUGGCCAAUAGAAUACACACAAACUGAGGAAUUCAAAACCAGAUCAUUUCUCUACAGGUACUGGUAUAUAUGGCCAACUUUUUUGAAUUUUCGCAUGCGGAUCUAUAUUGGACUCCUUCUCUCUGAGGUCGUUUGUAUUAUGGGAGGGAUGGGAGUGUAUCCUGUGUUUUGUAAAAGUCGACCCGGCCAUGGACCAACAGAGAAUCUUGAUCAGUUAGAUGAAAUUUGCAAGGCAGAGUCUGAUUUAAAGAUAACACAAUAUGAUUAUGAGACAGUCCACAGUAUAAAUUUCUAUGGCACUGAGCUCGAGCCAACUCUUAGACAGGGCAUGAAAAAUUGGAACAUGACAGUGCAAUAUUGGUUAGCCACAUGUAUCUAUAAAAGAUUUCCCAACAAACAAUAUAGAACAUUCGCAACAAUGUUUGUAUCAGGUGUAUGGCAUGGAGUCCAUUCUGGGUAUUACAUUUCAGUUGGUAUGAUUCCAUUUGGACUAAUCGUGGAAGAUAUUUGGGUAGAAAUCUUACUAAGUGAUGAAUUUUAUGUGCCACAAAAACUGGGUUACAUUAUUAUGCUAUUCCUGAAAAUGCAGUUCUUCUCAUACGCCGCCUUAGCAUUUAGCCUGAAAGAUGUAACAAAAAUUAUUCAUUACUAUAACCUAGUUUACCACUGGAUGAUAUUUUUUACCAUUUUUAUGUUUCGGUUUGGAAGGUAUUUGGUAGAAAGAAAACGAAAAUAUUUAAGGAACAAAUAGAAGAUACUCAAACAAAAUGUAGUAAAAAAACAGGUAAAAUAUGAACAAAAUUUUAUAGCAUUGUAGUAUAUUUUUUAUUUGUAACUCAUUUAUGUUAAUGUAUGUUGAUUUGUUUAAUAAAAUUUAUUUUGCCUGAUUCAUUAGGUAAUGAAGGUUAA